AUGGAAAAGGACGAGCCUUUGCCCCAGCCAGUGUCUGAAAAGUGGAUGGAAUGGACCAACAGCCUGGAUAGGAUCAAAGGCUUCAGUGUGCCACGCUGUUUGAAACCAAAGGGCUAUGGAAUGACAAGCCAUGCCGAGCUUCACCACUUCGCCGACGCCAGUGAGAGUGGCUAUGGCUCAGUCAGCUACAUCAGACAGUUGAACCAGCAGGAUGUCAUUCACGUCACUUUGGUCCUUGGAAAGUCCAGAGUUCUUCUUCCCCUUAAGAACAUCACCGUGCCACGACUGGAGCUGGCAGCUGCAGCUCUGCUGGUGAAGGUAGAUAGAAUGCUGAGAGGAGAGUUCCACCUUGACCUAAAGCCUUCAUGUUUCUGGACUGAUAGCCAAACAGUGCUCAAGUACAUUGCAAAUGACCGAGCAAGGUAUAAGACCUAUGUAGCCAAUAGGGUCUCACUGAUUCGGGACAAUACAGACCUGUCCCAAUGGAGGUACGUAAGCAGCAAGGACAAUCCUGCUGAUGAUUCAUCCAGAGGAUUGAAUGCAGGAAGAUUCAUGGAGCAAAGGAGAUGGAUACAUGCCCCUGAAUUCUUAUGGAACACAAAGGAAAGUUGGCCAGUGGAGGAAGUAUUGGACUCGGUGUCACAGGACGAUCCAGAGGUCAGGAAAAGUGCUACUGUAUUGGCAGCAGUAGUGAACCCUGCGACACCCACAGACCAGCUUAUUUCGUUCUUUUCUGACUGGAGGAGACUACUCAAAGCAGUGGCAUGGUAUCUCAGACUGAAAAAGAUGUUGAUGCUGAUUGUGAAAAGAGGAAAGGAGCAGCCCUCGUCUCAAGUCAGCACCCGCUCAAGCAGGAAAAAGGUGAGGAUACAAAUUGAAGAUUUCAGGACCUACCUUGGUGGGCAGCUCCUCACUGUUGAAGAUCUUGCAGAGGCAGAAAGGUCAGUCGUCACAUACACCCAAGGACAAGCCUUCGGUGCUGAAAUUGCAACACUGGAGAUGAUCCCACCUAGAGUGCACAAGGGCAGUAAGAUCUGCAGGCUUGAUCCUGUCCUAGACGAGGGCAUUCUGAGAGUAGGUGGCCGACUGCACAAAUCUGCAAUGCCUGAGGACACCAAACACCCCUGCAUCUUGCCCAAAGACUCGCACAUCUCGAUACUGCUCUUAAGACACAUCCAUGAACGCUGUGGCCACAAUGGCAGAAACCACAUGCUAUCGGAGCUCCGGAAAAAGUACUGGAUUUUAAAAGGCAACUCAGUUGCCAGGAAGGUGCUCUCAAAAUGUGUCAUGUGUCGACGUUCAAGGGGCAAGGCAAGUGAACAGAAGAUGGCGGAUUUGCCGUUAGAAAGAAUCCUACCUGACCUCCCUCCAUUUACCAAUGUCGGGUUGGACUACUUUGGCCCGUUUGAAGUGAAACGAGGGAGAACUGCCAUCAAAAGAUUUGUCUGCAGGAGGGGCCAGGUGAAGCACAUCAGGUCUGAUAAUGGAACAAACCUGGUGGGUGCACACGGAGAGCUCAAGAAGGCCCUGAAGUCACUGAACGAGAGGAAAAUCCAAGAUGCCCUGCUUCCAGAUGGAAUCGAAUGGAGUUUCAAUCCACCAUCAGCAUCACACCAUGGCGGAGCCUGGGAAAGGCUCAUAAGAUCUGUCCGCCAGGUGCUGAACUCUACUCUCCAUCAACAGUCCAUCGAUGAUGAAGGCCUCCAAACACUGUUUUGCGAGGUGGAGGCAAUCCUGAACAAUCGUCCUCUCUGCACAGUGUCCUCAGACCCACAUGACCUAGAGCCACUGACCCCAAAUCACAUCCUGCUAUUGAAAGCCAAGCCAAUCCUACCCCCUGGAACCUUCUUGAAGUCCGACAUCUAUGCCAGACGUCGCUGGAAACAGGUCCAGUACAUGGCCGAUCUUUUCUGGCAAAGGUGGACCAAAGAAUAUCUUCUGCUGCUGCAGGAGAGGCAGAAAUGGGGUCGUUGA
Messenger RNA from Clupea harengus (Atlantic herring), 1974 nucleotides. RefSeq lists its product as uncharacterized. Gene Ontology annotation, molecular function: nucleic acid binding. The record is from RefSeq and is a predicted model, not a curated record. Gene Ontology annotation, biological process: DNA integration. NCBI's taxonomy places the organism in Eukaryota, Metazoa, Chordata, Actinopteri, Clupeiformes, Clupeidae.